Molecule: messenger RNA, 1495 nt
Organism: Ipomoea nil (Japanese morning glory)
Lineage: Eukaryota; Viridiplantae; Streptophyta; Magnoliopsida; Solanales; Convolvulaceae
Exons: 5
Coding region: 156-1250 (364 amino acids)
Molecular function (GO): calcium ion binding
Source: RefSeq, a predicted model, not a curated record
UUCUUUCUUUCUUUCUCUCUAUCUACACUUCGCCAUUACUCGUAAGCGUUGAUGCUUUUGGAGCGGCCAGCGAAGAAAAGGGAACAGUCACGGGAAGUUGGGGGAACACAGAGAGAGAGAGAGAGAUAAAGAAUCGGAGUGUGAAUACUGUGAAGAUGAAGAAGAAAAGUUGUGAGGGAGAGGUGUUGGACGGAUCGGAUAUAAUGGAGUUGGUUGGGAAUGAGGAGGUGUUCAGUAACUUCGUGGAUCACAAGUUUCAAGAACUGGACAAAGACUGUGACGGCAAGCUCUCUGUUAAGGAAUUGCAACCCGCCGUCGCCGACAUUGGCGCUGCUCUCGGCUUGCCGGCUCAAGGCUCUUCUCCCAAGUCCGAUCAUAUCUACUCUGAGGUGCUUAAUGAAUUCACUCAUGGAAAACAAGAGAAGGUAAGCAAGACAGAGUUUAAAGAGGUUCUCUCGGAUAUUCUACUAGGCAUGGCUACUGGUUUAAAGCGGGACCCUAUUGUAAUUCUUCGCAUGGAUGGUGAUGACCUGCUAGAGUUUAUUAAUAGUCCAAGUUUUGAGUCGGACAUGGUUUCGAUAUGUUCUGUGAUAGAAUUGCCUGAUAAUGAUGGAUCCCUGAAAGAUUACAUUCUCAAGGUCUUUGAGAAGCUUACAGUGGAUCAAGGGAUGCCUCCUGCCUCAGAUUCUUGGGUAAUGAGCAACAUUGUGGAACCGGCACUGGGAUCAUCUGACACUGGUAUUCAGCAGGAACCAGUUUCGCAAGACUCAUUUCUGGCUGAGUUCAAGAAAGUUGCUGUGAGAGUGGCUCAGCGUCUUAAGGAACAACCUGUAAUUGUUGCUCAUAGUGAGAACACCUUUGAUGGAAGUGGCAUUAGGAGAUUAUUGGCCAACAAAUUUGAACUAGAUAAGACUCUGGAUUCUGCUGUUAAAAAUGUUCCCAGAGAUCGUCAUGGGAAAAUAUCCAAGGAAUACCUUCGUGUGGCACUUGAUGUACUGGCUCCAUCGGCUGGCUUACCUCCCAUUGGCGCAGUUGAUGAGAUGGACAAGAUAACUAAUGAAGCAUUGAAGAUGGUGGAUGCUGAUGAUGGGAAAAUGGUUAAAGAGGAUGAAUUGAAGAAAGUGUUGACAGAGGUACUAGGAGCAAUAAUGCUGCAGAUAGAAGGCAAUCCUGUUUCGGUUUCCACCAACUCGGUCGUGCACGAACCCCUUGCUUCUGCAUCCACACUCUUGGACCCAUCUUCAACAUAAGGGUACUUAAAUUUACUGCUUUAAACUCUGAGUUCACGUGUAUGGAUCAAUCGGAAUAACACUGUAACGUAAUGUCCAUAAAGAAGAUGACUCAGUUAGUUAAUCAGUUACUAAUGCCGCCAUAGGGUAUUGCAUCUAUAGAGGAUGAUCAGUGAUCUGAUUUGCUACUUCAAGAAAACGAAUUAUAUAUAUAUGUCAAGAUAUCACGUUCAACUGUGCAAUUAUCUGAGAUCUUUAGUUUUUAA